GGAUGCUGAUCCUUUGGUUUCAAAAACUGCAUGUGCGCAUCUGCCCUCAGCUGGCUCAUUUGAGUCGAGCAACCUCAGGGAUGAAAGCCCUUCCAAUUGGAGAUUUUCAUAAUGCGGGCUACCGUCUUGCGAACAGGAUGGACACCCAUGUUUCCAAGGCUACAAUAAGCUCAGCAAGACGCACUCGAGGAGACCAAUUCUUCGCGGUCUCUAGUGUCUAGCUGGAGAGACUAAGAGCUACAGUCGUCAUGGAGGAAUUCCCAAACCGUGGGCCUACGACCAUUGCUGUCUGCAUCAUUACCACGGUUCUCAGUAUCGUCUUUGGGGUCUGGAGACUCAUUGUCCGAUGGAGAACCAACCGCAAAUUCGCUUGGAGCGACUACUGGAUUAUGGUGGCUCUGCCGCUGGCCACGGUGGGACACAUGCUGGCGCUUCUUGGUGCAGUGGACGGCGAGGGCCGGCUUGACAGAGACCCGUUCCUCAACCCAGACCAAGUGGCUCUAGCGAAAAAAUGGAUGUUCUUUCACAGGUGCUUUAACCUGUACGCCAUGCUCUUCGCCAAACUUUCCAUCUGCUGCUACGUCCUGACUCUGAACUUUUCGAAAACAUACCGAAUUACCAUAUGGAUCUCCAUGGGCAUCAUCAUUGUUAACCUGGGAUUGCUACCAGGUGUCGGCCACUGGGCACAGUGCCAUCCUUUACACAUGCGCUGGGAUUCGCGGGUCAAGGGCGGGAAAUGCUUCGGCGGAAAUCAGUUCAAGUUCGCCCUGGGGUAUAUACAGACUGUCACCAACGUCGUGACGGACGUGCUGUAUGCUGCGGCGCCUAUCCUAUACCUUCGGAGGGUGCAGCUCAGCAGGUAUACGCGUGUAGGCGUUCAGGGCGUGUUCCUCUGCUCACUGCUCGGUACCGGAGUUUCAGUCGGAAAGCUCAUAGAGUUCCGCAGAAGCUACGGCAAUAAAGACGAGCUCUACAAGGCCUCCACAUCCACGAUGCUCAACGUGGCGGAAAACUCAAUCGCGAUCAUUGUCGCUUGCCUUCCGCCACUCCGUCGUACGUUCGAUGACCUUUUCAAAGCAAUCCUUCCCGAGAGCUUCUUGACGAAGAUGGGUGCAACCCACACUCGCUCCCGUACCCACGAACUGCCACAGUACUACAACAAGAGCCGGACGAAGCAGGUAGGGGAAGACGCAGAAGAUGACGAGAGCGAGCGGGCUAUUCUGCCUACAGAAGAGUACAUCGAGGACGGUCGUGGCAAGAUUAUACGGACCACGAAGGUCGUAAUCACAAAUGAGGCGAAUAAUUUCAGUUUGAACGGCAAAGGCGUUCAAUGAGCCUCCAUUCCGUCGGCAAUCCGAGGCCAAACAGUUCCUCAAAAUACGCCGCGCUUCUUCGCUUCCUGCAUU
Westerdykella ornata is the source of this 1406-nucleotide messenger RNA. RefSeq lists its product as uncharacterized. The record is from RefSeq and is a predicted model, not a curated record. Bases 249 to 1334 code for a protein of 361 amino acids. Lineage: Eukaryota; Fungi; Ascomycota; Dothideomycetes; Pleosporales; Sporormiaceae. The transcript is spliced from 4 exons.